This is a messenger RNA of Aspergillus puulaauensis, 1056 nucleotides long. RefSeq names its product zinc-binding alcohol dehydrogenase family protein. Bases 1 to 1056 code for a protein of 351 amino acids. Gene Ontology annotation, molecular function: oxidoreductase activity; zinc ion binding. NCBI's taxonomy places the organism in Eukaryota, Fungi, Ascomycota, Eurotiomycetes, Eurotiales, Aspergillaceae. The transcript is spliced from 4 exons. The record is from RefSeq and is a predicted model, not a curated record.
AUGAUGAAAGCCGUCGUCGUCGAAAAGUACGGACCAGUUGAAAAUCUCGUACCCCGAACAGUCCCCGAUCCAGGGGAACCAAAGGGUCGCGAUUUGUUAAUACAGGUAGAGGCCUGCUCGGUGAACCCCAUCGACGUCAAAGUCCGCGCUGGCAAAUACGAUGACUAUCCAGACUACUACGCCCGCGUCCCCGGGCAGUACCAAAUCUGCGGCUACGACGGCGCAGGCACCGUCCUCAAAACCGGCCUCGGGUGCUCCCUCUUCCACGCAGGCGAGGAAGUCUUCUACUCCGGCAGCCCGGUACGCCACGGCUCAAACGCCGAGUUCCAGCUCGUAGAUGAGCGCUCUGUCGGGCAUAAACCGCGAUCGCUAGAUAUGGGGCAGGCGGCUGCGAUGCCGCUGACGUAUGUCACUGCGUACCAGGCGCUUGUGGAGCAAUUGAAGAUUGAGAAGGGGGAGAGGGCGGCUGUGUUUAUUAUUAACGGCGCUGGUGGUGUUGGGGCUGUGGCGAGCCAGAUUGCGAGAUGGGUUCUGGAGUUGCCGGUUGUUAUUACGACUGCGUCGAGGGAGGAGAGUGUGCAGUUUACGAAGAGGAUGGGGGCGACGCAUAUUUUGAAUCAUAGGGAGGAUUUGAUAAGGCAGGUGCAGGAUUUGAAGCUGGAUGUUCCGGUUAAGUAUAUAUUUAUCACGCAUACGACAGACGAGUAUAUGGAUACGUGCGCUAGGAUCUGUGCGCCGUUCGGUAAAGUAUGCUCCAUCGUGCAAGGGCAAGCCAGGAUGUAUGGGACGGAGUUCAUGGCCAAGUCUCUGUCUUUUAUAUGGUGUCUUAUUGGUACCAACCCGGUCUAUGGAGUGGAUGUAGACUCCCACCAUCGUAUCCUGGAGGAGCUGCGUGAACUACUGGACUCGGGGAAGAUACAAUGCCAUUUGACCAAGCGACUGGGCUUGACACUAGAUGGUAUUCGUGAAGCACAUCGAGCGACGGAGAAAGGGGGGAAUAUUGGGAAAACUGUUCUUACGCGUGGUGAUGCAGGUGGUGCUGAGCUGUUUGUAUAG